Molecule: messenger RNA, 750 nt
Organism: Equus quagga
Lineage: Eukaryota; Metazoa; Chordata; Mammalia; Perissodactyla; Equidae
Gene: FIGLA
Product: folliculogenesis specific bHLH transcription factor
Biological process (GO): regulation of transcription by RNA polymerase II; developmental process
Molecular function (GO): DNA-binding transcription factor activity, RNA polymerase II-specific; protein dimerization activity; RNA polymerase II transcription regulatory region sequence-specific DNA binding
Source: RefSeq, a predicted model, not a curated record
AUGGACGCCUUGCCCGGCCUCCUGGGCGUCCCGCAGGCCGAGGUGCUGGAGGACGUGCUGCGGGAGCAGUUCGGGCCGCUGCCCCAGCUGGCCGCCAUCUGCCGGCUCAAGCGGCUGCCCUCGGGCGGCUACUCGUCGACCGAGGACCUCCAGUUGGUGCUGGAGCGGCGGCGCGUGGCCAACGCCAAGGAGCGCGAGCGGAUAAAAAAUCUCAACCGAGGUUUUGCCAAAUUGAAGGCACUGGUGCCAUUUCUUCCCCAAAGUAGGAAGCCUAGCAAAGUUGAUAUUCUUAAAGGUGCAAUUGAAUACAUCCAAGUUCUCAAUGAUGUUUUGGAAGGAGCCAAAGACUGUGAGAAACAAGACCCAGAUCAUCAGAACUAUAGCAACAAUACUUCUGAACCACAGAUAUCCUUGGCUAGAGAGCUAUCGAGAAACAUCACCCAACAUGCCGGCUGUGCUGUGGGCUUGAAGAAUGAGGAGGAAGGGCCCUGGGCAGACGGUGGCCGUGGUGAGUUGGCAUACGCUUGCCGCCAGUGUGUGGUGUCUACUACUGGAGUUACCUCCCCAACCAGGAGUCUGGUAAAGUGCUUCUUCUUAAAUCACCAUGUAGAUGUUAAAAAACUCAAAGUGCAUCCCUUGAGGUGUGUGGUGUUUUCUGUGCUAAAACAUGAUGGAAACAAGGUCAUUUUGCAAAAGCGCCUAGGUGGCGAGGUGGAGUCUGCCAGUUUGGCAGAUCUGUUACUAAAAUGA